Pocillopora damicornis (cauliflower coral) is the source of this 1589-nucleotide messenger RNA. Its product is annotated as ADP-ribose glycohydrolase OARD1. Gene Ontology annotation, biological process: peptidyl-glutamate ADP-deribosylation. The record is from RefSeq and is a predicted model, not a curated record. Lineage: Eukaryota; Metazoa; Cnidaria; Anthozoa; Scleractinia; Pocilloporidae.
GAAUUUGUCGAAAGUCACCAAGUUUCGUUGUACGGACAUUAAGUCAAAUUUUACAUGUACUCUGUAUUUCCCUAAAAGACGACAUGUCGCACAAGAAAGCGCUUACUUUGCUUGGCUCCAAGGGACCUAUCUACAUCCUUGCAACUCGAUGUUUCUUUUCCACCGAUUCUGCAAGCAAAGUUAGCAACUUGAAGAACACAAACCACUUUGAGUUGGUUGAAAUGAGUGGUUGGUCAAGGGUGGUACUGACUCCUGAUCCAAGCACAUCUUUGGCCCAUUGUGUCAGUGCAGACUUUGACAUGAGUGAUGGUAUUGCUAAGAAGUUUAAAAAGAAGUUUGGGAAUUAUCAGGAUCUUGUCACAAAAGGUCUGUAUUUUCAAGAAGAAGGAAAAGUGGGUGACAUUGCUGUGUUGGAGAGAAAUGAAUCAAGCUUUGUGUACUAUUUGAUCACCAGAGAAAACUGGUGGGACCAUGCCACACCCUCAUCAAUGCGCGGCUGUUUGAUGCAGUUGAGGAAGCACUGCCAGGAGAAUGGAGUUGAUAAGUUGGCUAUUCCCCGCUUAGGGACUGGAGCAGACAGAAUUGAUUGGCCUUUUGUAAAGAGAAUUGUAGAAGAAGUUUUCAAGGAAACAGACAUUUCAAUUACGGCAUACACAUACAGAUAGUCUUUCCCAUGUGGCAUAAAUAAUACUGUUCAUUUACUGAUAUUAACCCUUUAGGCUACAAUAGUGACCAGCAUCUAAUUUCUCCUAACAAUAUCAUUGCCUGAUCAAAUGUACAGAUCAUGAGAAUGAAUGAAAUGAUUACCAAAGAUGAAAUGUCUUGAUGUUUGUACAAAUUCUCUCAAUCAGUUAAAUAACAAACAUAUGGAGAACAGUGACGAGAAUAUAUAUAUUUAUUUAAAGGGUUAAAGAAUCAAAGACGAGGCUAGAGCGAGAAUGUGUGUGGUGGCCUGGGUUCUAAACAUUAAUUCGAGUCGCUUCACGUUAUGGACGAUGAUAUUGAAAAACAUCUGAACUUCAUUGUUCAAAUUUGAAAUUCUCUUGUGCAAAACAUGCCCAAGAACUGCACUUUUCACGUUAUUAUUUCCUGUCUUUAGUUAGGUCGCAUUUGAAAGGUUUGCCCAAAGACCUUUUAAUGGAUAUAUUUAAGGAUUUAGAUAACUUGAUAAUGAGUCCUUUGUGUCGCGCAAAAUUUUCUUCUAUAUGGAGACAACUACAUGUAGGGCGCUUUCCAGUAGUGUAUCUUAAAACAAAAUCCGAAAAAUUCCCUCGUCAAAUUAGAGCACAGGAAAAUAUCCUAAGCGGCUAGUGAGAACUCAAAAUGAAAACCAUUGAAUGGCUUGAAGCGCGUGAAAAUACAAGUGAUUAGGACAGGAUUAGUGUUAGUUUUGCAUCCGAUCGUUAAGUUCUCUUGACCAAUAAAAGAGCGAAGGGGAGAGAAACCAACACAAUCCUGGAUAGCAUUCAACAAUUAUUUUGUAUGUAAGUUAAGACAGAAAGAAAACACGAAAGUGAUGGCCGCAAAUCUAAAAACGAAAAUGAUAGCGACGAAUGAAGAAGUUGAAACAAUUAAAACGGUUGCAAAUA